GCCUUUCUUCACUGACAGCUCGCCCAUCCUUACACUAAGGUAGACUGCGUAAAACAUAACGUAAACACCUCGUUUACGGUGAUUGAGUGGAGUAACUGCAGUUGAGAAUUACCGUGGGAUGCUGUCAGAAGCUGGCCAUUUAAAUAUCUGCGCAGUGUCUGAUACUGGGGUCAUUAAGCCGAUAACACCGAGUUGGUUAGGGGGAGAUCAGAGGAGCAGAUCGGCCUAACGAUGAUCAAACAGGAGGAAGAGGAAACAUCGGUGGGUGAUAGAGACUUGCAGCUCCGCUGCCGCUAUGACGAUCUGUGCGGUAGUCUGAAUAUGGACGAGCGAGCUCGGGUAGAGGCCUGGGAUAUAUACCGGGGAACUAGGGACAGCUACACCCUAGAGGGCAAUGAGCUGCACUGGUUGGCAUGUGCUUUAUACGUGGCUUGCAGAAAAACCCUACCAACAGUGGGCAGAGGGACAGUGGAAGGGAAUUAUGUUUCUUUGACAAGAAUCCUGCGGUCAUCAGAAUUGAGUCUGAUUGAGUUUUUUAACAAAAUGAAGAAGUGGGAAGACAUGGCCAAUCUUCCAAUUGACUUUCGCCAAAAGACCCAAAAGCUAGAGCGCAAUUUUACAGUUUCCGCUGUGCUUUUCAAGAAAUAUGAGACAAUAUUUCAAGAGGUCUUCAAGAGCAUGCAGGAAGAGCAGCCUCGGCAACACAGAGGGAGAAAACAAAGGCGUCAGCCUUGUACUGUGUCCGAAGUGUUCAGAUUCUGUUGGGUGCUCUUCAUCCAUGCUAAAGGUAACUUUCCCAUGAUCAGCGAUGACUUGGUCAAUUCUUACCAUUUGCUUCUCUGUGCUUUGGACCUAAUGUAUGGAAAUGCCCUUCAAUGCCCUAACCGCCGGGAGCUCCUGAACCCAGAAUUCAAAGCUCUACCUGAGGAUUUUGGAAGUAAAGACUAUAAACCUCCUACAGAACCUCCCUGUAUUAUUGAAACACUUUGUAGCCUCCACUAUGGCCUGAUAUUGGAAGCAAAGGGGAUAAAAGAGCAUUUCUGGAAACCAUACAUCAGGAAACUGUUUGACAAAAAGCUGCUGAAGGGAAAGUCGGAUACUCUUGUUGGAUUUUUAGAACCAGCCAAUUUUGCUGAUUGUGUGAAAGCAGUUAACAAUGCCUAUGAGGCACAUGUCCUCUCAGUUGGAAGUCUGGAUGAGAGAAUUUUUCUGGAGGAUGCAGAUGAGGAAAUAAAGAGUUUAGGUUGCUAUCUGAUCCCAGCGUCUAUAAUGGAGUCUUCAGAGAGAGCACAGGUGACUUCGAGUCUACAGCAGCACUUUGAUAGGCAGAAAUCAGGCCGGAUUUCAACUCCACUAACUGGGGUGACAUGCACAAGGGAGAGCAAUCCAUUCACAACACCUUUGUCAUGCGCUACCUACAGAAUUAGCCGUCUUCUCUCUAUCCUGACUGGGCUUAAACCAGCUCCCAGUGAAAGACUGCUCAAGAUACUAAGGUCAUGCAGCAGAAAUCCCUCACAAGCUAUUGCUGGGUGGCUGAAAGAAAUGUUUAAUAUUUUCUGUGAACACAUAACAUCCGAUGGAGCUGACAGUCAGUCUUGCAAAGACCUUGCUGCCAAAUAUUUCAGGAUUGCAGAGAUGUUGUAUUAUAAAGCCCUGGAAUCCAUUAUUGAACAAGAGAAAAAACGCCUGGGAGACGUGGAUUUAUCUAUGGUUCUUGAGCAAGAGGUUUUUCAUAAGUCCCUGUUGUCUUGCUGCCUUGAAAUCACCAUCUUUUCCUACAAGCCACAUGGGAACUUCCCUCAGAUUAUUCAAAUGUUUGACCUAGCACCUUAUCAUUUUUAUAAGUUAAUUGAAGUCCUCAUUAAGGCUGAAGAAGGUUUAUGCCGUGAUGUGGUAAAGCACCUUCAUCUUAUUGAAGAACAGGUGUUGGAUAGUAUGGCUUGGUCAUAUGACUCCCCGCUAUGGGACAAAAUUAAAGAAAACGAUGGUAAAGUCCCAACUUGUGAAGAGGUGAUUCCACCCCAACAUUUUGAGAAACCUACCAUGGCUGAAUCUUCUGCCCCUCUAACCCCAAGAAGGGUGAAUGAGAUCCGUGUAGAUGCCUCUGGUUUUGGGAAGGGUAACACCACCUCUCCCACCUCCCUGUAUGAACGAUACAGUUCCCCUGCAGCCGGCACCGCCUGCAGACGGCUUUUCAAGGACACAGAAAGCCCAGCUGAUUCCAGGAGCUCCUCUCAGUCUUCUCCGCAUGCCCCUGCUGAUGCUGUGGGUACUGCAGCCGUGCCUGGGCAGACAUUAGUAACCAUCCCUAUGCAAGGUAUUGACAAUGAGAGUGGCAGGAUCACCUUACUGGUACAGGUAAACAUGAGUGGUCAGACUCAUGGUGUGUCAAGCUCGCUACAGCCUCUCUCUGCCCAAGCAUUGACCGGACCUCUGAACACUCAGCAGAUGCAGGUCACAGGGCAGGUCACCACUGUGCCUCAGAACCCACCAUCUCCUGACCAAAAGGCCAAGCAAAGCUCAGCCAGCAGUAAGCUGAAGAAGGCUGGCUCCUUGUCGCUCUUCACCAGAAAGGUUUAUAAUCUUGCCAGCACCCGUCUCCGUGAUCUCUGCCAGAAGCUGGAUAUUGCUGAUGAGCUGCGCAAAAAGAUCUGGACUUGCUUUGAAUACUCCCUUGUCCAUUGCCCUGAUCUUAUGAAGGAUCGUCACUUAGAUCAGCUCAUAAUGUGUGCUGUGUAUGUUAUGGCUAAGGUGACUAAAGAAGAUAAAACAUUUACCAACAUUAUGAAAUGUUAUCGCACACAGCCUCACGCCAAGAGUGAUGUUUAUAGAAAUGUCCUCUUAAAGAGGCAGAGGAGACAUUCUGGGAGCAGCGAUUGCCAGACGGACUCUCCAACAGACAGCCACAAAGAUCUCAGCAGCAGUGAGUUCACUCCCAUAAUGAGAUCUAGCAGCACAUUACCCAUAACACCACACCGAACAUCCCCGCAGACUACUAAAGGAGUGACUGCAGCCAACAGUGAUGUGGAUGAAAAAGAGAGGGGCGAUCUUGUUCAGUUCUACAAUAAUAUUUACACCGAGAAAAUCAAAACCUUUGCCAUGAGAUACUCUCAGACUAAUUCUAAUGAAACUACGCCGUUGUCUCCUUACCCAUCAAUAAGGGUCUCGUCUCCACGCCGCAUACAGCUGUCACCUAGUUAUCCCAUUUACAUUUCUCCUCACAGUGAUGAUGCCGGCAUAACGCCCCGUGAAAAAGUCUGCUAUUUUUUCAACCUUAGUCCUGCAAAGAGGCUACGAGAGAUUAACAGCAUGAUUAGAACUGGGGAGACUCCAACUAAGAAGCGUGGAAUUGUUCUAGACGAGGGAAGUGAUUCACCGGCCAAGAGAAUGUGCCCAGAAAACCACACUGCUCUUUACAGAAGGUUGCAAGAUGUGGCCAAUGACCGGGAAAGUCGCUGAAAGUGGGGUCAUGGACUGGCGAACAAAAUAUUCUUGUAAAUAUUAUAUAUGUGGUCCAGGUUUCUGACUCCUCUUGUGCCAGACGGGCUUGGCAUUCAUUACAGGCCUUUAUGGCAGUGAAGUGUGCAGAUUACGGGCUGAGGAUAAUUCAGUUUGAAGAAGAAGUGCAAUCCCAGUUAGGUUAAAAACUAUAUCUACUAUCUACUGACACAAAUAUUGCAUUAUGUUCAGUGUGAUAAACAUGGCUAUCAAUGCUGAAACAUUUCCAGGUGAUGUGUGAAAGGAAGCUGAACUCAAAAACAAGCAAUAAAAUGGGGAGAUUGAUGACUUUUUUCUAAACACACAGGACUCAAUGAUAAAAGCAUAGUAGUAAUGGUGAUAUUGUAAAAAGGGAUCCAACUUGUGAUCGAGAUUGCUGGUGAAAUGUUAAAAAAAACAGUCUUGCGGAAUUUUAAAAGCAGCACUGCCACUUACAUUGAAGGUGUAAUGUAAAUGAUCCCUUUAGACAGUAUUGAAUGGUAAUACAAUUUACAUAAACAGAAACUUAAUCCCUUUUGUUACAAUACAAUAGUGAAACUAGGGCAUGACUAAAAAACCUAUAGGAGCUGGGGAAUUCUGGGUAUAUUGUACAUAUGUAUACAAUGUAUUAUUUAUAUGUAUUCAAUUGUAAAAUGCUAUAUGUAAUUUUAAGUCUCUGGAUUUUAAAAAUAAUCGUUUUUUUUUUUUUACUUUUUAGUGUGUUUGUUUCUCUUUUUUAGGAAGAAUAUUCCAUGUUUGGAAUAUUAUUUUAUAAAAGACAGUAGCCACAGCUUACUAGUUCUACCAAAGUUAGCGCUGCGGAAUCUGUUGGCGCUCUACAAAUAACCGAUAAUAAUAAAUAAUAAUAAUAAUAAAAGUGUGUAUUUUUUAAAGUGAUGGUAAAUUUAGUGUAGGUAGAGACCAGUAUAUUAAAGUAUGUAAUCUGUAAAUAUAAUAAAUCCCAAAGAAGAAGCAGAAAAGUUAUUUAAAACAUGUAUUUUACAGACUUGAGUAUCAAAGGUGCACAUGUGCAUUUGGUAUUGCUUGCCGUGAUGAAGUAAGUAAUUAUUGAAUUGCUUUGAUAUGCAAGUCCGUUACCUCCCUAGUAGAGGCUGGGAGCACAGAUCUACAACCUUUUAUGGGCCGACCGGCAUAGCUUCUUAUUGGCUGUAGCGCCCUCCUGUGACUUUCUGGAAAAAAAAACAGUGAAGGGAGUGGCCAGCUGCUAGUGACAUAAUAAAGUCUGAGGUAAAAUAAAUGUCUUAAAUAACUUUUCUGCUUCUGCAUUUAGGUGUAUUACAUUUACAGAUUACGUACUUUAAUGGCCUCUACUUUCACUAAAUUUACCAUCACUUUAACUUUACACUGUGCAAAACAUGAUUUUUGGAAUUGGUAGGUUUUUUAAUAUUUUAUUUUGAUUGCUGAUAUAAGUUCUCACUGUUCUGAAUAUGUUAUAAUAUUGCGACCAGAAAGUAAAAAAAUGUGUUAUUCAUUUAGAACACAUUUGUUACAGUGCAGUCGCAAUAUUAUAAGUAAAAUAUGUUCAGAACAGUCGAUUCCAAAGAACACGAUUUUUAAAAUCACCACAAUUUUUAAAAUACAUAUUAUUGUAGCAUUUUACAUUUUAAUAAAUAUAAAUAAAACAUAUUCACAUGUAUAAUAUACCCAUACCGCACAGCUUCUAUAGGUUUAAUAGUAAGAUGUAAUGAAUAUAUAGGUGUUCCGUGGGAGUUUCAUGGGAGUUGUCUGUAUUUUAUUGGGGCAACAUCACAGUGAGUUUCUAAUUUUAAACGGAAUAUCCUCCAUCUUAGAUGGCCUUUUUCAGCCAUACAAGCUUUUUAUUGGCAAGCUUUUUAAUUGUAAGAAAUGUACUGAAUGUACAGUGAAACUUAUUUUACAAAUGCAGACAGAAAGAGAACACAGGACCUUACUAGGUGGGAUCAGACUAAUAUACUUCAGGAACGUUCUCCUCUGUGAAAAGCCCAAUUAGGCUAAAAGAGGCUGCUCCUGGGUGGUAACGCCAUAGAAUAAGGUACUGAGCUGUUGUUUGUUCUUUCUGUAUGAAACUUCAUUUACAUAUGCAUUCUUUGAACUUUUACUACACACUAACCAUUUUUUGUUUUAGCGAAUGCACAGUCUACGUUAUGUAAACAUACUUUGAAUACACGCCAACCCCUGCCAAGAUCAUUGGCCAUGUUGGCAGACUUUUUCCUGAAACUGCGAUCUCGAUUAUUUCCUAUGGAAUGCACAUUGCCACUCAUUGGAACAGAGAGGGUCGGCCCAUAUUUUUAUAAAAUCUCACCAGAGCCACGGUUUGCGAAACUGGCAAACCAAAAAAGGCAAUUUCUCGUCGGUCUGACAAUCCUUUUAUCAUCAAGCCCACAGUCUGUGUAAUAUCUGUAUUAUAUAUCUCCCCUUACAGAUUACCCAGUCCCCAUUUAUCACCCCUUUUUAAAGCUUUUUUCCCCCCUCAGCCCUCACCCCUAAUUGGGAUUGCACUUUUUUAAUUGUAUAGUUAUAUGAAAACUGCCAUACUAUGAUGUUUUUCUCUAUUUAAAAACUUAACAUAUUCUAAUUAUUUCUACAAAAAACAACAUGUAUUUUAGGUAUGAUUGUGCUGUUUUUUUUCCUACCUCCUUUAUCAUGAUUACAUCUGUGGGGUAGUUUCUAUUUUAAUUAAAUUGAAUUUGGGAUAAACAUGCCCUCCAAUAUGA
Messenger RNA from Bombina bombina (fire-bellied toad), 6191 nucleotides. It is a transcript of the gene RBL2, whose product is annotated as RB transcriptional corepressor like 2. Gene Ontology annotation, biological process: regulation of transcription by RNA polymerase II; negative regulation of G1/S transition of mitotic cell cycle; cell differentiation. The coding region runs from base 232 to 3459 and encodes 1075 amino acids. Gene Ontology annotation, cellular component: nucleus; chromatin; transcription regulator complex. The transcript has 22 exons. Lineage: Eukaryota; Metazoa; Chordata; Amphibia; Anura; Bombinatoridae. Gene Ontology annotation, molecular function: RNA polymerase II transcription regulatory region sequence-specific DNA binding. The record is from RefSeq and is a predicted model, not a curated record.